CAAACGAGGGCGGGCAUACUUGGAAGUUUAUGGUGGUCGCCUGACCGGAUGGAAAAAGUUUGUGGAGUGAUGAAGAGAUCGUCGUCAAGAGUUUAACUCGAGUUUGAAACAGCGGAUUUAAAGUAAACAUGGGGAACCGUGGGAUGGAAGAGCUGAUUCCCCUCAUCAACAAACUGCAGGACGCCUUCAGCUCCAUCGGGCAGAGCUGCAACUUAGAGCUGCCGCAGAUCGCGGUGGUGGGGGGCCAGAGCGCGGGGAAGAGUUCGGUGCUGGAGAACUUUGUGGGCAGGGAUUUUUUGCCCAGAGGAUCUGGCAUUGUUACUCGCAGACCACUUAUUCUCCAGCUAGUAAACAGCAAAGCAGAAUAUGCUGAGUUCUUGCACUGUAAAGGCCGUAAGUUUGUGGACUUCGAUGAAGUUCGGUUGGAGAUCGAAGCAGAGACGGACCGAAUCACAGGAUCCAAUAAAGGAAUUUCACCCAUACCCAUCAACCUGCGUGUUUAUUCGCCAAACGUUUUAAAUCUUACACUGAUUGAUCUUCCUGGCAUGACUAAGAUUGCAGUUGGAGAUCAACCGGUAGACAUAGAGUACCAGAUCAGAGAGAUGUUACUGCUGUUUAUUUCAAAGGAGAACUGCCUUAUUCUGGCUGUUACGCCUGCCAACACUGACCUAGCCAAUUCAGAUGCCUUAAAAAUUGCCAAAGAGGUCGAUCCUCAGGGACUUCGUACCAUCGGUGUAAUUACCAAACUGGACCUCAUGGAUGAAGGAACAGAUGCCAAAGACAUCCUAGAAAACAAACUGCUGCCUCUGCGCAGAGGUUAUAUUGGUGUAGUAAACCGCAGUCAGAAGGACAUUGAUGGGAGAAAGGACAUCCGUGCUGCUCUGGCAGCCGAGAGGAAAUUCUUCCUUUCUCAUCCUGCAUACAGACACAUAGCAGAAAGAAUGGGCACACCUUACCUGCAGAAAACACUUAACCAGCAACUGACGAAUCACAUUCGUGACACUCUGCCGGCGCUGCGCAGUAAACUACAGAGUCAGCUGCUGUCUUUGGAGAAAGAAGUGGAUGAAUACAAGAACUUCAAGCCUGAUGAUCCAGCACGCAAAACUAAAGCAUUAUUGCAGAUGGUUCAACAGUUUGGUGUGGACUUUGAGAAGCGAAUCGAGGGUUCUGGUGAUCAGGUGGAAACUCUAGAACUCUCAGGAGGAGCUCGAAUCAACCGCAUCUUUCAUGAACGCUUUCCUUUUGAGCUUGUCAAGAUGGAGUUUGAUGAGAAGGAAUUGAGAAGAGAAAUCAGUUAUGCAAUAAAGAAUAUUCAUGGUGUCAGGACGGGUCUGUUCACCCCUGAUCUGGCGUUUGAGGCUAUAGUGAAACAGCAGCUUGGAAAGUUGAAGGAACCGUGUCUUAAAUGUGUAGACCUGGUGUUGUCUGAGCUCUCCAUGCUCAUUCGCAAGUGCACAGAGAAGUUGAACUCUUAUCCUCUACUACGAGAAGAGACGGAGCGAAUCGUCACCACUUACAUCAGAGAGAGAGAGAGCAAAACCAAAGACCAGGUGAUGCUGCUGAUAGACAUUGAACUGUCAUACAUCAACACAAACCAUGAGGACUUUAUAGGCUUUGCUAACGCUCAGCAGAGAAGCACAGCGGUCACUAAAAAGAGAGCAAUGCCUAACCAGGUCAUCAGAAGGGGUUGGUUGACCAUCAACAUAAGCAUAAUGAAAGGUGGAUCUAAAGACUACUGGUUCAUUCUGACUGCAGAGUCCUUGUCCUGGUACAAAGAUGAGGAGGAGAAAGAGAAGAAGUUUAUGCUUCCUCUCGAUAACCUGAAGAUCAGAGAUGUGGAGAAAGGGUUCAUGUCCACCAAACACACCUUUGCCAUCUUCAACACCGAGCAGAGGAACGUGUAUAAAGAUCUCCGUCAGAUUGAGUUGGCCUGUGAUUCUCAGGAGGACGUGGACAGCUGGAAAGCCUCUUUUCUGCGAGCUGGAGUCUAUCCUGAAAAAGACCAGGUGGAGAACGAGAACAGCGGUCCGAACGACUCCAUAUCCAUGGACCCUCAGCUGGAGAGGCAAGUGGAGACCAUCCGCAACCUGGUGGAUUCCUACAUCAGCAUCGUCAACAAGAGCAUCAGAGACCUCAUGCCCAAAACCAUCAUGCACCUCAUGAUCAACAGCGCGAAGGAGUUCAUCUACUCGGAGCUGCUGGCGUAUCUGUAUUCGUCUGGAGAUCAGAACAGUCUGAUGGAGGAGUCAGCAGAACAGGCUCAGCACAGAGAUGAGAUGUUGCGCAUGUAUCACGCACUUAAAGAAGGUCUAAGCAUCAUCGGUGACCUCAGCACCAGCACGGUGUCCGUACCUGUACCUCCACCUGUGGACGACACCUGGAUACAGAGCGAGCCCAGUCUUCCUGCUCAGCAUAAGCCGCCAGUAUCGGUUCCCCCUCCCGGUCGCCCUCCUGCAGUGCGAGGUCCCACCCCCGGUCCUCCUGCCCCGCCGCCUCUUAACCCCACCCCUGUGUUUGGGGUCCCACCCGUGCCAUCCAGACCCGGACCGCCUCCCGUAAACACUAAUACUUAUGGAAGUGGCACGCUGGAGCCGAUUGUUGCUCCUCAGGUGCCAUCUCGGCCCACUCGCGUGCCCCCUGCUCUGCCCCCUGGAAUACCCAGCAGAAGACCUCCAGCAGCUCCAAACAGACCCACUAUAAUCAGACCAUCAGAACCGUCUCUACUGGACUGAAGAGCUCAGAAUCUGACUGCCAGCGGUCCGGAUACUGAAACCAAAGAGCAAGACACCACACACACACACACAUUCCCUGUUAUCUUUACAUACACAUACAUACUACAGUGGCUAUGUUUACGUGCACAAAAUUUGGUCAAUCUGACUAAAUUUAAUCCGAUUGCAGGUUACAAGAAUACAAUGUACAUGUACCCUAAACAUCGCAAUACAGUUUAAAUAUUGCGAUCUGAUUUAAAUGUUUGUUUACAUGCACAUUCUAUAUAAUCUGAACCAAACGUCUGCACAAGCACAUAGCCAGGGUUGCCAGAUUCACGUAAAACUAGCCCAAAAUCACCCUAAUGACUAUGCACAGCCCAAAUACCAAUAACUAAUGAACAAAAUCUUUUCAUCUUUAACCAAGAGAAAAAAUGUAUUCGUUGAAACCGUUUAAAAGUAGCACAAAUCUUAAGUUCGCAAAAUUGCAGAGGACUUUGCAACGCAGCGCACAGCAUCUUUCGUCGAGUUUACGCUUUAUCGUAAAUAAAUGUACAAAGUCAAAGCUUAGUUGGAGAAAGUUGUUCUUAAGAAGUUUUCAGAUAUAGGCAAUGAAAACACUUUUCGAAAGGCAUGACACUAUUUUAUUGCUUCAUGUAAUGUUAUGAAAGACAUGAAUGCUGCAGAAUGUACAGCGCGUGACCCCAUUACCUUAAUAAUGUGUGUUGCCAUUGGCCUGCUAUUGCAUGUUUCUGUGAUGAGAAUUAUGUAAUAUAAGAUGUAAACUUAAGCACAUGUGCACAAGGUAUUUUUUCAUCCUAUUGAGAAAAUACUAUGCGUUUACAUGUGUAUUUUUCCUCCUGGUGAUCGGAUCACAGAUCAAACAAUGCCACCCCUUUCAAUAUGAUCAAAAUUUGCAUCCAAUAGACCGCAAUCGUAUUGAUUAAGGUGUUUACAUGUAGACUUAUCAAUACAAUUGGGCCAUCAAUACGAUUACAAACAGAUUAUUUGUUGCAUGUAAAUAUAGCUAGUGUUAGCAAACAAUACUUCAUCAUACUCAUUGUUUAACACAGAGUAGCUAGAAUAAUAGAUAUUUGUAAUGUAACCGGUCUUGAAAAGCACAUUCAUCACUUUAUGUGGGUCCAUUUAUUUCAUAUUCAGCCUUGACUGAUGACUGUCAUUAACAAAAAAACUUGACUGAAGAUUAAUGAUGAACCAGGAUCUUUUAUCCUGUACUCUGACACUCCAUUUCUUAUUCUUAUUCUUUUCACAUUUACGUUGACAACAGACACUAUUUUAACAUAAUUUAGUUGAUAGUACGCUAUGUGUUAUUAUAAUGCUAAUGUGCAUCGCAUGUAUCAUGCUGUAUAAAUAUGGUAAACAUACAGUAUCAUAGUAUUACAGUAUGAUACUAACUACACAGAAAGAUUAGCGUUCAGAGGACUUCAAAACAUCUCAAACACUCACAUCCAGAGUUUAAACCUCGGACACUGACGCUACUUUAUAAACAAGUUCAACCUUUUGCCUUAAAAUACUACAGUUAUAUAUGUAUUUGUUGUUUGUGUACCCUGCAGAAAUUCUUUUUUAAUGAGAAUUUUUUUCCUUGUUUGCCAGUUAAAAUAAAACUUGUACGCGUUUAGAGAA
This is a messenger RNA of Misgurnus anguillicaudatus (oriental weatherfish), 4349 nucleotides long. NCBI's taxonomy places the organism in Eukaryota, Metazoa, Chordata, Actinopteri, Cypriniformes, Cobitidae. The record is from RefSeq and is a predicted model, not a curated record.